AUAAGGCAUAUAAUAAGCCCAAGUCACGACUUAACCUCUCGCUUCCAAUCCUCCUCGUUUCGCUUUCGGCCUUUCGGAUCGUACCACGCUCGCCAUCUAUCGAAGUUUCAGUCUUUCCUUCUUAAGACACGGUUACAAUUAAGAUGUUUGGAGGUAGAGCCAUCCACCGGUUUCUUAGAGAGAAACUUCAGUCACAAAGCAGUUCAUCUUUGUUUUUGUCAUCUUUUAUUUCCAAGAAAGGGCAUGAAGGUCUUGGAUUUGGCACUUCAAAUUCCUUGAGGGCAUUGGCUGUAGUUGGAGCUGGUGUAUCAGGAGUGUUGAGCUUUGCUACAAUCUCAUCCUGUGAUGAGGCUGAACAUGGUCUGGAAGUCCCAAGCUAUCCUUGGCCUCAUAAGGGCAUUCUAGGAUCCUAUGAUCAUGCUUCGAUUCGGCGUGGUCAUCAAGUUUAUCAACAAGUAUGUGCUUCCUGCCAUUCCAUGUCUUUGGUUUCAUAUCGUGAUUUGGUGGGCGUCGCCUACACAGAGGCAGAAACCAAGGCUAUGGCUGCUGAGAUUGAAGUUGUUGAUGGCCCUAAUGAUGAAGGGGAAAUGUUUACUCGGCCUGGGAAACUGAGUGAUCGGUUUCCUGAGCCAUAUCCAAAUGAACAAGCAGCUAGAUUUGCAAAUGGUGGGGCUUAUCCUCCAGAUCUAAGUCUUAUCACAAAAGCUCGUCACAAUGGCCAAAAUUAUGUAUUUGGCCUUUUAACUGGGUACCGUGAUCCUCCAGCUGGCGUUUCGAUCCGUGAAGGGUUGCAUUAUAACCCUUACUUCCCGGGAGGUGCUAUAGCCAUGCCUAAAAUGCUCAACGACGGAGCUGUUGAGUAUGAAGAUGGUACCCCUGCAACUGAGGCUCAGAUGGGGAAGGAUGUGGUAUCCUUCCUGUCAUGGGCAGCAGAACCUGAAAUGGAAGAGAGAAAACUGAUGGGAUUCAAGUGGAUCCUUCUGCUGUCACUGGCCCUCCUUCAAGCUGGGUACUACCGGCGCCUCAAGUGGUCGGUUCUCAAAUCCCGGAAGCUGGUCAUCGACCCCAUCAAUUAGUCCGAUGCCUCUGUGUUUUGCAUAUCAAGGAUCUCAAGUAUGCUGCCAAUAAUUUUGUUCCAUUGACUGACUGACUGACAAAGAAAGAAACAGCUGCCAUUCAUUCCCUAUUACAAUUUGACAAGGAAGGAAUAAAUAGUUGAAAGAAAAGUUGCAGAGAUUUUCUUGAUUUGAUGAGCUCUCUGCCGAUUGAUUGUUCAUUUUUAUUUGAAUUUGGAAAACAUUCUCAUUCGUCUUUCAUAAUUUAUGUUGUUUUCAUUCCCUUUAAUUUAAUCUGGGCUUUAAUA
Molecule: messenger RNA, 1363 nt
Organism: Andrographis paniculata
Lineage: Eukaryota; Viridiplantae; Streptophyta; Magnoliopsida; Lamiales; Acanthaceae
Product: cytochrome c1-2, heme protein, mitochondrial
Exons: 8
Coding region: 144-1076 (310 amino acids)
Biological process (GO): mitochondrial electron transport, ubiquinol to cytochrome c
Molecular function (GO): electron transfer activity; heme binding
Source: RefSeq, a predicted model, not a curated record